GACAUCAGGCGAGGAAACGAUCAAUCAUGCAGCCUAAAAAAGGAGAAAUUAUUUGCAAAAAAGAUACUCAAUGUGUAUUGAAUAUUAAUUUAAGAGCGUUGAAUAUUAAUCAAGCCUUUCAUUUUAAAGAAAUCUCACGUUCAACGCUUCUUUGCGAUUUAUCUGUUUAAGGUCGCUGGAAACAUCUCGCGUUACUCUCCGCGAAAAGUAUAUCGCAUCGAUUGAAAAGCCACGACCGUGUCUUAAGAAGCGAAAUGACAACGCGAGCGUUACGUUGGUCUUAAGAGCGUCUCGAUUAGCGAAGCACAUGUGGACGAACGCGAGCACUGCGCGGGCGCUCGCGCGAAAUGGCAGGAGGUCGUUGCAUUAAAAUAUAUAAACACGCGAGCGCGUGUAUAAUAAAUUGCGAAGACCCGGCGCGAAAAACAGGCAUCGCUCCGCUCCACAUUGCAUUGCGCUAAUUCUUAUGUAAUCGCACUGCCAGAAAUCCUGCUGUUGCAUCGAGCGCACCGGGACCCGUCAACUCCGUCGACACGCAUGACGGUAAAUGGCUCGAUAUGCAAAUUUAAGUGCAGGAAGAUCCAUCCGUUCGUUAAACGCCGCGAAGGCCUCACCGCGUUAACCCACGCGAAUUUUUUGAGCGUCGCGUUGCACGAGCGAUGAGCGUAAAGAAGGCUGCGACACCGCACGGGACUUCGCCGUCUUGAAGACUCCAGGUAGAAGCUAUCGGUCAAUUUCUUCUUUUUAUUCACUUGUCCGCACCCUGAUAUUCGAUUUGUAAAAUUAUGUUUGAGGAUUUCCUUGAACACUCGCUAUAAUCGCGAGCCAUAGUCGCUUCAAUAGAUCGCCACAAAAUAAUGCGAGAAGUUGGCGAUGAAGUAAACACUUCGCAGUUCAGAAUGUUAAAAAAGUCGCUACGAAAAGUCGGAAAGGUUAAAAAUGCAGGAAGUUAAUGAUGACAGGAUUUUUAAUGAACAAGAUGCAAAUUUUUAUGAACAGGGUGAAGGACAACGGACUGAUGAGUCGAUAGAUGAGGUGUCAGCGACUAAGGAAGUGAAAGAACUUGUCGCAAGUGGGAGACGUGAAGAAGCGAAUAAACAUAUCGCGGCAUUCUUGCGCGCGAAGGGUUUGAGUGGAGAUCUCAUAAAGAAGUUGAUUAAUGCCGAUCUCACGGAUGAAUAUGUCAGACUCUUAAGAGCUUUGGACUUUAAUGACGAUGAUAUCGGAAACUUACGAGAUAUAUGGCGGACAAAGAAUGAAGUCAGUAGAAGCGACGAUUUAACCGAUUCCAGUACGUCCGGCGACUCAUCGUUGGACGCGCAUAUGUCGCAGAGCAGUCUCUAUCUAAAAAGUGUUCUCAGCAAACCCUUGAUCAGAGCUCUUCGUGAGAUCAUAGCGACGAAACCGGCCGAUCCUGUGGAGUAUCUGGGCCACUGGUUACUCCACUUCAAAGUCAGUUUAUUCUGUACCAAAGAGAUCGUUUUUUAUAAUUUUGAAUAGAGAAUAUAUACAAUGAAAUGUCAUAAAAUUUACGUGCAAUCGUAUACAUAUGUAUAAAUUAAUACAAAUUGCUUCUUCUUUUCUUAUAUGGGAAAUAUAAAUCUUAGGUUUGCGAAGAACGAAGUAUACGUCAAAAAGAAGAAGAAUUUGAGCUAUUGAUCAAUAGAGAAAAAUUAAGAAUAAAAGUAUGGACGAAUAAUGUUUUUAUCAGCUGUUAUCAGUAGUAUAUGUCACUUUAUAUAUCGUAUAUCCCCACAAAAACGUACGUCGAAUUCACGUCGAAUCCACGUAGAGUUCACGUGGAAUCCACGAAAUCACGUGGAUUCCACGUGGGUGUAACGUGCAUGUUUUUGUGGGGUAUGUCACUUUUGAUAUUUUAAGAUCAUUUGUUUUCUGUACAAUAGAAGAUUGAAGACAAAGGACUUCUUCCUAUCAAACAAAAGGAAGAAGAAGAACCUGGUGAAGACUGGAGUUAUCUCCAUUACGGAGAAUCACAAAUUGAUAAUGUUUCUAAUUUAUAAAAUAUAUGAAUAUAUAUAUUCAUUAUAUUAUAAAAUAUAAUGAAUUGGAAC
This is a messenger RNA of Odontomachus brunneus, 2072 nucleotides long. RefSeq lists its product as uncharacterized. NCBI's taxonomy places the organism in Eukaryota, Metazoa, Arthropoda, Insecta, Hymenoptera, Formicidae. The coding region runs from base 940 to 1500 and encodes 186 amino acids. The record is from RefSeq and is a predicted model, not a curated record. The transcript is spliced from 2 exons.